Molecule: messenger RNA, 675 nt
Organism: Desarmillaria tabescens
Lineage: Eukaryota; Fungi; Basidiomycota; Agaricomycetes; Agaricales; Physalacriaceae
Exons: 4
Coding region: 1-675 (224 amino acids)
Source: RefSeq, a predicted model, not a curated record
AUGCCAGAAGACUUGCAGCGCUCUGAUGGUCCUGCUAUGGCGGACUGGGAGACCAGCUCAGAUGAGAAAAAUACCGAGAACAGGAUAGGGUUGGAGAUGGGUUUCAGAGCAUCUGAAUACGGCCAUGAACGCGACCCUCUCGCCAACACCAGCUGCCCCCUUACAUUCAUAGUACCUAACAGGUCGACAUCCAGCACCAACCUCUGCACGUUGACGGUCUAUUCCAACGCACGGCUCUGGCGCGAACCUUUGCAGUCUCGUUGGUCUGGUGAUGGCACAGGGAACGGAGUCGACCUUUUUGCUGGUCACGCGAUAUUGAUGCGAACUGAGCUUGGCGUCACAAAAUGUUCGCUUGGGAGAGAGGAACGGAGCAUUAUACCACAAAACUUGUUCCCAUCAGUAAAGGCCUUCGUGUGGAACGAGCCUGGGGCAUCGUAUCUUUACCAGUCCAAUAACGACGGGAUGGCCUGGGCUGACUCCGAGGAGACUGCUGCUACGUUCGCUGAGGAUUGCGUUAGGAACAGGAAUGUCAUCGAAGCGCCCAAAGCACCUGACAACUAUGACCAAAAAUGGCCAGCGCCAGUAAUGCUAAUCUUGGGUUCCCUUAGACACCGUAGAGGUGUACACCACCCACUCCUCCGACGUACCUACUGGGAUUGCGGCGUUGCAAAAUGA